CGAGCGGCGGCCGGGCGCAUAAACAAGGCGCGGCCGCUGAGGGGAAGUGAAGCGCUGGCCGCUGGGGUGAAGCGCCGGCGGGGGCGCCGCUGCCCGCCGCGCAGCAGGAGCGCGGCCUUCUCCAGGUCCCGGCAGCCCCACGGGUUUAAAGAGGCUAAAGCUUCACUAGAACUGUAGGUAGAAUGGACAGUUACUUCAAAGCUGCAGUCUGUGACUUGGACAAACUGCUUGAUGAAUUCGAACAGAAUACAGAUGAAUAUGAAUGCUGUAGGACACCUCAAAAUCCGUAUGACUCAGAACACCAUGCGCUUUCUUCAGUUCUGGAUUGCUUACAACAUGUAUACCCAACAGCAAAACUGCAAGAGGAUGCUGACAGUUAUACUUCAUCAGAAGAAAUCUCUCUAGCUGGCCACACUGGAACAAGUGAAACACUUCUGAGUUAUUCACCACAAAAUGAGAAGAGUAUUUCUGGACCAGAUCUUUUGUCCACUGUAGACAGUGGUUCCUUAAAUGAAAUUCAGGCUUUGAACCUGGGAAGGUGUAGUAUACCUGUGUGUGAUCUUGUUAAUGACACAGGUAACUUAAUCCAUUCAGUGGCUACUCAUGAAAACACUCAAAAGUUGCAGCCAGAUGACUUCCAGAUGUGUGUUUCAUCAGCUGGUUGCAGUGGUGUUUCAAGUACUGAACAGAGUGAUGGGGACUCAAUGCUACAAGAUUCAGGAUGUCUUAAAACAGAGGAGGUUAGUAAUUUGGCUUUAAAAUCAGACAGUUAUGCUACAGCAAAGAUCUUGGAUCCAUGUGGUGAUCAACACAGGACAGAAUCUAUAAAGUGCAGUGAAGAAUUUGAUCAGAUUGAACAAACUGCUUGCCUUAAUGCUCCAUUUGUCCCUGUAACAUUGCAGAAUUCAAAUGCAUACAGUCCCAAAGAUCAGAAAGCAUAUAAUAAAUUGCCUUGUGAAGCACAAGAUGAAGGAGCAAGCUCUGCAGUAACUGAAGAGACAUAUGGAAAAAAUAUCAUAGAAAGGGUAAACUCAGAAGAUGAGAGUAACAUUGAAUCCAUGCCUUCAGAUCUGCCAAAGCAGCCUCAGUUGCACAAAAGCCAUGCAACGUUACCUGGAAAUGGUGUUUUACCAGGCUCUUCAUGUCAAACAGAAGCUAAAGUAGAAUUAGAAGAGAAAAUUACUGAAGAGAAAGUAGACAGUGAAGAAUUUAAUAGCAAUGAAAUACUAGACAGUGUUUCGACUUCGUGUAUUUCAGCUGAGGAUGUCCAAACCUCGCUGUCAUGUCUUCCGCUUCCUGCAUCUAUGUGUGGUUCAUUAGUUGUAACAGAAGAAGACGUUAAUCCUCUACCUCAAAAUGAAAUGGCGGAGGUUAUUAGUGAUAUUUUGACUGUUCAUGCUGAAAAGCCUAAAAGUGAUCUCUCUGAUAGGGAAUCCUGUGAAAGCACUGACUUGCAUGAACAGGAAGGCUAUGUAGAAAUCAACAAAAAUUUAGUGGAAAAAAGGACAGAAGGAGAGAAAUACAGUGCUGAGAAUGUAAUUGAUGACAGUGAUUCUCAUCAAAUCCAGGCAUUUUCUUCUGCUUUUCUAGAAUAUGAAGCUGAGCCAUAUGGUGUUGGUCUAGACUCUUAUUAUGAUGAAAGUAUGAGCCCAGUUAUGGCUGACUUUACUGUUGAGGACAAUGUUAUUAACAGUGAUACUCUAAUAAGUGAUGCUGAGCUGGAUGCUUUCUUAUAUGGACAAAGUCACCAGUCCAAUGUGUUGAAGUCAUCAGACAAUGAUAGUAACUUAAUGGAAGCUCAUGCAGAUGAAGGGAAUUUAACAAAUGUGAACAACCUGGGUUCCACAGAUGUCAGUGAAGAACACAUGCAAGAAAAACUGGUGGAGAUUACAAGCAUUAAUAGUAAUAAAGUAACUCUUACUGCCAGUGAGUUGGAAUCUACAACAAAAGAGAAUGUAUCUCGUAUUCAGGACAUGACUGAGAGGAGUAGUGAAACACUAGCUUCUAAUGUUUGUACUGAAGGUGCAAGGCCAAAGCAGCUGCUUGGCCUUUCCCAAGGAGCUGUUGGUCAGAGACAACUGGAUAAAACAGAUGUACUUGAGAGAGAAAAUGAGGAAGCCAGUUCUGCUACUCCAGAAGCUCCCGUCUCAGGUGCUAGCACAAAUGUUGAUAAAGAUUCUGACCCUGCGCACUCUGGGGAUAGCAGCUCAGAAGCUGGAGGAAAUCAAACAUCUGAAAAUUUGGAAUCACUUAAAGUAUCUGCAGCACUUUCACGGAAACAACCGUUGUGGGUUCCUGACUCAGAGGCACCCAACUGCAUGAACUGCCAAGUCAAGUUCACGUUCACGAAAAGACGACACCACUGUCGUGCAUGCGGAAAGGUUUUUUGUGGUGGCUGUUGCAAACGAAAGUGCAAACUACAGUACAUGGAGAAGGAAGCAAGAGUCUGUACUGGCUGUUAUGAUGAUAUUAAUAAAGCACAGGCAUUUGAAAGAAUGAUGAGUCCAACUGGUCGUGUCCCCAGUUCCAGUACCUCCUCUGAGCAGUCUUCUGCUGUUCCACCUUCGGAGGAAGCCCAGGUGUCUGGUAGUGCUAGCUCUCCUUCACCUUCUGCACUGUUACCUAUCUCAGUACUUAAACAACCUGGGAUUGAAGGACUGUGCCCCAAAGAACAGAGGAGAGUUUGGUUUGCAGAUGGUAUUUUGCCAAAUGGGGAAGUGGCUGAUACAACAAAACUUUCUUCUGGAGCAAAGAGAUCGUCACAGGACUUAAGCCCAGUAAACCCUGACUUGCCAGAGAUGCAUAUGACUGCAAACCCAGAGGAAUAUGACACAUUAACUGAUGUAAAUUCAAAACACAAAGAAGAAAUUGAUGUUGUUACAAGAAAGGAGGAAGUAUGUCCUGUUUCUUCAGAUGAUGCACAACAGGCCAUUCCAGGCCCGAGUGAGGUGGCACAUAGUUAUAAACCUGUAACUCUAGAAACUGAAGGGUGUUCUACUGCAGAAGCUGAGAAGACUAGUUCCAGUUCAACUAAUCUGACUACAAGUGAUAUGCCUGUUAGUCCUUCAAGUUACAGAGCACUAUGUGGUGUUGAAAACUGUGUUCCUAAAGAGAUCAGCCUUGUUCCUGAUAGUGAUAAACUGCCACCACUUCUGCUUGCAGUGGGUGAAAAGGGAAAAGAUCCUCUAGUGGAAGAACAUCCAUCUUGCCAACAGGUCACCUUGAUUCUUGAGGAGGGAGGUCCUAAUCCACUAACUUUUGUCCUAAAUGCAAACUUGCUUGUGAACGUCAAGCUAAUAACUUAUUCUUCAGAAAAGUGCUGGUACUUCUCAACAAAUGGACUACAUGGACUGGGUCAGGAGGAAAUUAUCAUUCUAUUGCAGUGUUUGCCGAAUGAAGAGAUUUUUCCUAGUGAAAUAUUCAAAUUAUUUAUUGACAUCUAUAAGGAUGCCAUGAAAGGAAGAUUAAUAAAAAACAUGGGAAACAUUACUUUUACUGAAAACUUUCUUGGCAACAAAGAGCAUGGAGGAUUCCUGUUUGUUUCACCAACUUUUCAGAAACUUGAUCAUCAAACUCUACCAGAUAAGCCUUUUCUUUGUGGCAUUCUUAUCCAUAAGCUGGAAAUACCCUGGGCAAAAGUUUUUCCAAUCCGUUUAAUGUUGAGAUUGGGAGCAGAAUAUGGGGUGUAUCCAACUCCUGUUGUAAGUUUCAGGCACCGGAAGCCACUCUUUGGAGAGAUAGGACACACAAUUAUGAAUCUGCUUGUUGACCUUAGAAAUUACCAGUAUACUUUGCCUACCAUAGACAACCUAUUUGUUCAUGUGGAAAUGGGUAGGAGCUGUAUUAAAAUACCCUCAAGGAAGUAUAAUGAGGUAAUGAAGGUGAUAAACUCUUCCAAUGAACAUGUAAUUAGUAUUGGAGCAAGUUUUAAUACUGAAGCAGAUUCUCACUUCGUGUGUGUGCAGAAUAAGCAUGGCCUUUAUGACACACAAGCAAUCAGUGCUACUGGACACCCUAGGAAAGUUACAGGUGCGAGUUUUGUGGUGUUUAAUGGAGCCUUAAAAACAUCUUCAGGAUUUUUAGCUAAAUCAAAUAUAGUUGAAGAUGGACUAAUGGUACAAAUAACACAAGAAAUGAUGGAAAGCCUGUGUCAGGCAUUAAGAGACAAGAAGGACUUCAAAAUAACUUGUGGCAAAAUGGAUACACGAGAUGUAAAAGAAUAUGUGGAUAUUUGCUGGGUAGAAGAUGAAGAAAAAACUAACAAAGGAAUUUUAAGCCCAGUUGACGGAAUAUCGAUGGAAGGAACUCUGGGUGAAAAGAUACCACAAGGCAGAGACUUUGAAAGAGAAGGAAAAAUAUUGAAAUGUACCAAAGUAUACUAUUUCCUGAAGGACCGUGAACUAUCCCGUCCAGUUCCUCAGCAGUUUGCUAAAGAGAUUGCUAUUGCCUGCAGUACUGCUCUUUGCCCGCACCUUAAAACCUUGAAAAAUAAUGGGAUGAGUAAGAUCGGCUUGAGGGUUUCUGUUGACUCAGAUAUGGUUGAGUACUUAGCUGGAUCUGAAGGUCGCCUUCUCCCGCAGAACUAUCUGAAUGAACUGGACAGUGCUCUGAUUCCUGUGAUUCACGGUGGAAUGGCAGAUCCUACCAGUCUACCACUGAAAAUUGAAUUAAUAUUUUUCAUUAUAGAACAUCUGUUUUGAUGAUGCUGAAUACAGGCAAUAUACUGAUUUACUAGAUCUGAACACCAAAGUUACAAUUCUACAAACACUAAAAAUGUUAAAGUUUAUAAAUCUGUUAGGCUUAAAUAGAUUUUCAAACUGUUUCUUAAAACUGUCAAAUCCUCUCCGGUUACUUCACCACAGAAGACUUGUAGUUUGUAAUUUUUCCUAAAGUUCUGAAAGUUUACACUUAAUACAGAUCCAGAAGAGGGCAGGUUUUGUUGUUACCUCUUUACACAGUUGUAGCAUUUACUAUAUGUAGUGUAACUUCAAGCCAUACUGUCUUCCCUCUUAACCUCAAAUAAAUGAGUUACUAAAAUGGCUGUGGUUACCUCUGAUCUCUGCAGCGUGUGCUUUCCAUGUGCAGAUGAGCUCAUCGCUGAAGUAGAAGCCGGCACAAAACUGUUUUAUUGCCAUUUGAGAUUCAAACAGGAGAUCUUUUGUAGCUGACUGCAGAUUUCAUGUGUCAGUAUGAAAUGCCACUGCAUGCCUUCUGACACGUGUUCAUGGUCAGCAUGAGGAAGAAUUUUGUAGGUAUGUCUAUAUGAAGACUUUGUAGUUGAAGCCUUUAAUAUUAGGAUAUUGUGCUGGUGCUUCAGGAACAACAUAUGCUCUAAAUUAUUUUUCUUACAGAAUGACUCAUUUCUUUCUUGUAUUUAUAAGAAUUUAUCUAACUUAAAUUGAUGCUAUUUUUAUAAAUACUGGUAUCGUUUCUUUACUUUGUGCUCAGAAGUCCUGAUACAAUUUGACCUUUCAAGGAUUAAUAAUAAACCAGAUUACUGUUGAUGUAAUCUACAUUUAGCAAUAAAUCAGACAAGAAUUCUGCAAUAUCUUUUCUGUUCCUAUCUACUGCUUUUGCCACCUCUGAGUAGCCACCUUUACUUUCAGGGAGAAUUGAUGUAUUAAGUGUGAAUUUUCAUGAACAGGUUGAUUUGUUUGUUUUUCUUUUUUAGUAUGCCUGAGGAUCUUGUAUAUUAUGUAUUUUUGAUAUUGGGUCAUUAAGAUCUAUUUAUGUAUUUGUGAUGCAUGUGAUUUGUACGGAGGUUCAGCGAACCACAGUUAGGGUUUGGUAACUGUCACGCAACUGUUGAUCAAGAACAGAACCAAAACUAAAUAUUAUAUAUAUGCAAGAUACAUAUUGUUUUCAGUAAAAAUGCUGGUACCAUUUUAUAAUGAGACUAUUAAAAAUGUUGAUGCCUUCUUUAUGCUAAUAGGGGAUACUUCAUGUUUUUGUAUCAAAAACAAUUUGUAACUUAACCUCAUCUGCUCUGUGGUUACCUGUGCUUCAAAGUACCAGCCCUAGAAGGGUUCAGGCUUCAGGAUCCUUCCCUGGAGGAAGCUGAGGCAGCAUUUGGGAUGGUUAAUGUAACUUGAGACAAACUGCAGUUCUGGAGAAGCACCAGUUCCUGGCUGUUGUCCCAAGUGCGCUGUCCUGCAUGGGGCAACCAGCAGCAGAGGUGACCAACGGAACAGGUGACUUGCCACUCACCCACUACUAAUGUUAAGUCAAGAACAAUAAAGUUAACUAAAUAUUUGA
Molecule: messenger RNA, 6255 nt
Organism: Columba livia (rock pigeon)
Lineage: Eukaryota; Metazoa; Chordata; Aves; Columbiformes; Columbidae
Gene: ZFYVE16
Product: zinc finger FYVE-type containing 16
Exons: 18
Coding region: 183-4700 (1505 amino acids)
Biological process (GO): protein targeting to lysosome; endosomal transport
Cellular component (GO): early endosome membrane
Molecular function (GO): metal ion binding
Source: RefSeq, a predicted model, not a curated record